Molecule: messenger RNA, 1857 nt
Organism: Onychostoma macrolepis
Lineage: Eukaryota; Metazoa; Chordata; Actinopteri; Cypriniformes; Cyprinidae
Gene: trmt13
Product: tRNA methyltransferase 13 homolog
Exons: 11
Coding region: 8-1423 (471 amino acids)
Biological process (GO): tRNA methylation
Source: RefSeq, a predicted model, not a curated record
UAUCGGUAUGGAAGGGUCUGUGGCAGACGGCGUGUUAGCGCCUUUAUCUGGACGAUGUGCUUUUUAUGUAGCAAAAAAGAAACGAUACUGCAAGAUGAUUGUUGGAAGUGGGAAAACCUUCUGCGGGGAACAUGCAAAUGCUGGUGAAGAUAGUGAGAAAAAACGAAUACCCUGUCCUUUGGACCCCAAACACACUGUAUAUGAAGAUAAUUUGGCUAAACACCUGAAGAAAUGUAACUCUAAGGAGAAACCAAAACCUAUUUAUUAUGUGAAAGACAUCAAUGCUGGUUCUGCAAGUGAAGAUGAAACCAUAGAGGAGAUAACCAUUGCUGAACGAUCUAAAGAGGAACUGGAUGAGCUGAUUGUGAAACUCAAAACUGCACUGAAAGGACUAAAUACCAAACUUGUUGAAAACACACUCUCACAUUCUGCUCUACAUGAGCCUCUAAAUGACCCAAAGAAUGGAGAUUCUGCCUUUAAACACCUCAAGCAACAGGCCUCGAUUCUUGGAAACAUGGAGGUUUUGGAACUGCUCAGCCCAAACAGAUGCUACAUAGAGUUUGGAGCAGGGAAGGGAAAACUGUCCCACUGGAUUCACAUCGCUCUUAAAGCAGCUGAAAAUGUCCAUUUUUUACUUGUGGAAAGGUCCAGUACUCGCUUUAAGGUAGAUGGCAAGCACAAAAAUGCAGACUCAACUUUUGAUAGGCUUCAGGUUGAUAUUCAGCACCUUGAUUUACGGAAGGCCCCUCUUCUGAGAGAAAAAGGACUUCCUGUUAUUGGUGUUGGGAAGCACCUGUGUGGUGCAGCAACUGAUCUGGCCCUUCGGUGUUUAUUUGAGCACAACUGCUCUGAUGAAGAUGAUGAACCUCCAACCAAGCGUGUAAAACUCCAUCAUAAUGAGGGUGCUUGUGAUGAUAUUAAGCCUGUUCCCUCAACCAAAGGCAGGGAAAUUGGUAAAAAGCUCAUAGUGUCAGGACUGGCUAUUGCUCUUUGCUGCCACCACCGUUGCGACUGGAGACACUAUGUGGGAAAAGAGUUCUUCAGGCAGAAAGGUCUUGGACCGGAAGAGUUUGCUGCCUUUCAGCGCAUGUCGAGCUGGGCCACAUGUGGGAUGAGAAAAUUUGGCUCCAAGAUAACAGAAAAACCAAACGAACAUAAAACCAAUGAUGAGGAAGAACAUGAGAUGAGCGAGGAAGCUUUACCAGAUACCCUCAACGGUUUGAUGUCAGUUGAAGAUCGGGAACAGAUCGGACGGCUUUGUAAACGUCUGAUUGACCAUGGCAGAUUGUAUUACCUCCAGCAAAAAGGCUUUGAAACCAGCCUGAAAUAUUACACAAGCAGAGACGUUUCAUUGGAGAAUGUGUUACUAACUGCCGUUCCCAAAGCCAAUCAGAAUAGAGAUGAAUCUCAACAGCCUUCUUAAAACAAACAAACAAGUGCAGGACACAUAUGCUUCAUUUUAUUUGAUAAAUGUUUAUGGAUUUUUGAUUUGAACUCAUCCACAAACAUUAGUUACAGCAUACUAGCAGGAAGCAGCAACUCCAACAAACAGCAUAUAUGACAAGACAUUUAAAAGACAAGAAGUGCUCUUCACAGAACUUGACAUGAUGGACCGGAAGAUCAAGCCUAAUGGCGGACGAGCAGACAGAAGCCAGCAUGCAAGUCACAAAGACGAUGCUGUCUCUGACACGCCAUCCAACGUCACAUUUAGCACUGAUGUGAAAGUUUGGGAUCCUGCAAGAGACAUUUAAUGCAAAAGUUGGUCAUUAAGAGGCUUUUACGGCUUUAAUUUCUUGUCUGUUUUAUUUAUGCAACAUUUUUUAAUAAAGUUCUGCUACUGGUUUUGCACGCAAUACA